AUGGAUCGACCGCCGGCGACGCCGGGGCCGCCGGGGAUGGAUUUGCCGAUUAUGCACGACAGCGACAGGUACGAGCUGGUUAGGGAUAUCGGGUCGGGUAAUUUCGGGGUGGCCCGGCUGAUGAGGGAUCGGCAGACGAAUGAGCUUGUUGCGGUUAAGUACAUCGAGAGGGGCGAAAAGAUCGAUGAAAACGUGCAGCGAGAAAUUAUCAACCAUAGGUCUCUCAGGCAUCCCAACAUUGUCCGAUUUAAAGAGGUCAUACUCACUCCAACGCACUUGGCUAUUGUCAUGGAGUAUGCUUCAGGGGGAGAGCUUUUCGAACGUAUAUGCAACGCAGGGAGGUUCAGCGAGGAUGAGGCGAGGUUUUUCUUCCAACAGCUCAUAUCAGGAGUCAGCUACUGUCAUUCUAUGCAAAUAUGCCACCGUGAUUUGAAGCUAGAGAACACGUUGCUCGAUGGAAGCCCGGCUCCUCGCCUCAAAAUUUGUGAUUUUGGGUAUUCUAAGUCAUCUGUGCUUCACUCACAACCAAAGUCAACUGUCGGUACCCCGGCAUACAUUGCUCCUGAAGUGUUACUAAAAAAGGAAUAUGAUGGAAAGAUUGCGGAUGUGUGGUCUUGUGGAGUAACUUUGUAUGUCAUGUUGGUUGGUGCAUAUCCGUUCGAGGACUCAGAGGACCCCAAAAACUUCCGAAAAACAAUCCAGCGAAUUCUGCAUGUCAAGUACUCGAUCCCAGAUUACGUACACAUAUCUCCCGAAUGCCGCCACUUGAUUUCACGAAUAUUCGUGGCCGACCCUGCAAAGAGAAUCUCAAUUCCUGAGAUAAAGAACCACGAGUGGUUUCGAAAGAACCUUCCGGCGGACCUCACGGACGACCAGACGGGCAGUAAUCAAUUUGAAGAGCCCGAGCAGCCCAUGCAAAGUGACGAUGAAAUCAUGCAGAUAAUAACCGAGGCCACAAUCCCACCUGCAGGUGCAAACAACCUUAAUCAGUACUUAACCGGAAGUUUGGACAUUGAUGAUGACAUGGACGAUGAUAUCGAUAGCGAUCCUGAUAUCGAUAUCGACAGCAGUGGAGAAAUCGUGUACGCAAUGUGA
Molecule: messenger RNA, 1095 nt
Organism: Striga hermonthica
Lineage: Eukaryota; Viridiplantae; Streptophyta; Magnoliopsida; Lamiales; Orobanchaceae
Source: the annotation of a GenBank genome assembly